AUGACGUACGAGCCUGUUGAGUCCAGACAGAGUUCCCCGGAUCACGGCCGUUGGCAAUGUGGGCCAUUUCUUGAACGAGUCCGCCGUUCGAAAGAAUGUCCCACUUCACGCCGUACAAGAUUAAAAAAAGUCAUUACCUCACUUCUCGAAUUCUCGUCCCUCAGAAAGUCGAACACUCUCUUAGGUGGGACGGGCAGCCAGAACGAAGUUGCGGCACUUAGUACAAUCCCGGGCGGCCGGCCUGGAUCAUCCAUGCUUUUUCUAGUCAUGACACGAACAUCGUCUGCCCCACUUCCCGAGAGCGUUGUCCACGUGUGGGCAGUCGAGGCCCCGACUCCCACGUUCGCAUUGUCGAUCGAGGGUGGCAACCCAACGGCGGGCCCCGAAGGCAAGGCCCGAAUUGACGAGUGCCUUGUAAAUGGUGUGCACGGCCCGAUCGUCUAUUUCGACAUGCUCGACCCAUGUUACCUAGCCAACAACAUACCAUUCGGAAGCUCUUGGAUGAGACAACCGGAUGGCCGACGGCGACACCUGGCGAUCGAGGUUGGUCUUAGGUUGUCCAAUGAGACAUCGACAACUGCCCAAAUAUUCAAUGAGUAUCAAAUUACCUCUUCUCUUAAUCGAGCAUUUUCGAUUCGGAGGUGUUGCUCGUCAAAUGACAUCUCACCUAUGGCAGCUGGGCCUCCACAGUUGGGACAAGUAGCAUUGCUUAAAGCUUCUUUAUAG
Messenger RNA from Striga asiatica, 726 nucleotides. NCBI's taxonomy places the organism in Eukaryota, Viridiplantae, Streptophyta, Magnoliopsida, Lamiales, Orobanchaceae. The record is from the annotation of a GenBank genome assembly.